Messenger RNA from Planococcus citri (citrus mealybug), 1160 nucleotides. Its product is annotated as pseudouridine-5'-phosphatase-like. The coding region runs from base 343 to 1026 and encodes 227 amino acids. The transcript is spliced from 6 exons. Lineage: Eukaryota; Metazoa; Arthropoda; Insecta; Hemiptera; Pseudococcidae. The record is from RefSeq and is a predicted model, not a curated record. Gene Ontology annotation, molecular function: phosphatase activity.
CAGGGUGGUUGCAAUGAAAUGGAAAACAAGAAUUGAUAAAACAAACCCACUGAUAAGUUGGAAAACUUCAACCCUUUCCAAUUAGGGAAGCCGGUUUUGGAAAUUGGAAACGUAUUUUCAUGAACGUUUGAAUGGAAAUUUCCCUAAAUAUGUGAUGUCAUUUCAUUCUUUUAAUUUGGACAAUCUCUGAAGUGAUUACGACAUCGGUGAUUCAGAUUAUGCGUUAUAAUAUCUGAAAAUGACAGCGUAUACUGGUAAUCUUUCCAUUGAGAAAUUUACGCCGAAUUUUCCUCAGUAUGUUGAAGUUGACUACAUACGUUUUGAAUAAUUGAAUUUUGCAGAAUGACUUACGAACCUGUGAAAUAUGUUAUUUUUGACAUGGAUGGUUUACUCCUUAACAGCGAACAUAUUUUUCGUGACGUUCUUCGGAAAAUUCUAACGCGAUAUGGGAAAUCGUAUGAUAAUGAAAUUACCCUGAAAACUCUGGGCAUGGUACCUCAAGAAUCAUAUGCAACUUUCAUCAAAGAAUACAAAUUGCCCACUACUUUGAGCCAGUUCUUCGAAGAAAUAAGGACAGAAUUAUUGCCUGCUUUACAAUACGCUGAAUUCCUACCAGGUGUGGAAAGGCUGGUAAAUCAUUUAAAAAGUAACAAUAUACCUAUAGCCAUCGCCACAAGUAGUGGAAAAGAGACAUACGAGGAGAAGAUUAAAAGACAUACUUCUUUUUUUGAUAAAUUUCACCAUAUCGUACUCGGAAGUAUUGAUCCUGACGUAAAAAAAGGUAAACCAGCUCCCGAUAUUUUCCUAGUUUGUGCUUCGAGAUUUCCUGGAAAUCCUGCUCCACGAGAGUGCUUGGUAUUCGAAGAUGCUCCGAAUGGUGUCCAAGCGGCAGUUUCGGCUGGCAUGCAAGUUGUCAUGGUACCAGAUUCGUUAGUACCGCUUGAAAAACGAAAGCUCGCUACCAAAGUGUUAAAUUCUCUUUUGGAAUUUAAACCAGAAGAAUUCGGUUUGCCUAAAUUUGAUUAAUUGUUCUGUUUUACUUCGAAACACCUGUGUUCCAAUUUGUCGAAUUUGUAUAUAAAUUUCACGUGUAUUUUUAAGCUGUACCAAAUUCCUAUUUGCAUUAAAUACACGAUACGUAAGUAUGGUUUUCGUCUUAA